AGGAUCACUGACCCAACCAAGCCAUCGUCUUCUUUAUCUGUUAUGAUUAAAAAUAAUAAUAAAUAAAUCUCUAGAAAAUAAAAUAUUUUCUUUGGGAUCUGUCGGUUUAUGAUUAAUUGAAAAGAAGAACUAAAGAAUCUUUCUCGGGUAGAAUUUUCUGUUUGUUUCCUUUGAAAAUCUUGGGAAGGAAAUUUUUUCCUUUUUUAUCUUUUGUUAACUCGUGAUUCUGAAGCUUUUUUUGGAGAAUCCUGGUUAACUCGCCGCGUUAACUCAGAAACGUCCUUUAAAUUUGUAGGCGGUGAGGCAUGUCGACUCCAGCAAGGAAGAGACUGAUGAGGGAUUUUAAGAGGUUGCAACAAGAUCCUCCUGCAGGAAUUAGUGGUGCUCCUCAAGAUAACAAUAUUAUGCUCUGGAAUGCUGUUAUAUUUGGACCUGAUGACACCCCAUGGGAUGGAGGUACGUUUAAACUGACACUUCAGUUUACAGAGGAUUAUCCAAACAAGCCACCAACGGUUCGUUUUGUAUCUCGAAUGUUCCAUCCAAAUAUUUAUGCGGAUGGAAGCAUCUGUUUGGACAUUCUACAAAAUCAGUGGAGCCCAAUUUAUGAUGUAGCAGCAAUACUGACAUCUAUUCAGUCGUUGCUUUGUGAUCCAAAUCCUAAUUCUCCUGCAAAUUCAGAAGCUGCUCGGAUGUUUAGCGAGAACAAGCGUGAAUACAAUAGGAGAGUACGUGAGAUUGUCGAGCAGAGUUGGACCGCUGAUUGAUAGCUCGUGGUUUGAUUCCAUAGUAAGAACAAGCAUGAAUAGAAUAGGAGAAUAUGUGAGAUUGUCGACCAGAGUUGGACUGCUGAUUGAUAGCUCACAGUUUGGUUCUAUGGAAUGGCAAAAACAGUCCAAUGGCCUGUCUAAAUAACAUUUGACACUGAAAAUGUGUUGCAAACUAUUUUGACUUUAUUAUGUUGUUUGUUUUAUGAGGAUGGAUGAUGCUUCCUUAAUUGAAAUGAUUGCUCUAUCUUCUUUUAAGUCAUUUGUUCAAAAAGUUAGUCUAAACUUUCUUUUUGGUGCAAAGACCAUUAAUGA
This is a messenger RNA of Durio zibethinus, 1079 nucleotides long. RefSeq names its product ubiquitin-conjugating enzyme E2 2. The record is from RefSeq and is a predicted model, not a curated record. Lineage: Eukaryota; Viridiplantae; Streptophyta; Magnoliopsida; Malvales; Malvaceae.